Penicillium arizonense is the source of this 1974-nucleotide messenger RNA. Its product is annotated as fungal specific transcription factor domain-containing protein. Lineage: Eukaryota; Fungi; Ascomycota; Eurotiomycetes; Eurotiales; Aspergillaceae. The transcript has 6 exons. Gene Ontology annotation, molecular function: DNA binding; zinc ion binding. The coding region runs from base 1 to 1974 and encodes 657 amino acids. Gene Ontology annotation, cellular component: nucleus. Gene Ontology annotation, biological process: DNA-templated transcription. The record is from RefSeq and is a predicted model, not a curated record.
AUGGAUGAAGGCCAAUUUACAUAUACUGAGCGACCCGCCAAGCGGCCGUUGACCAAUAUCUCAGGCGGAAGAAAGCUAAAUGCCCCGGGGAGCAACCUGUCUGCUCUCUCUGUGCUAGGCUACGGCAGCAAUGUCUAUAUGCUGAAGAAAGGCGCCGGUUACCACCCCUCGAGGAACACUCGAGGAAUGCGAAGUCUUGAGAAUAAACUUGGAGAGGUUCUCAAUGUGCUUGGUAGCUCGAGAGGCGGAACACAAAUGCCAGCGGAUCAUCACAUUCCCUCUGAGACACUGUCAAGACCAAGCUCAUCCAUUACGCUACCACCAUGGGAGGAGAUAUUGCCUAUUGCAGAACUAUAUUUGCAGUAUUGUGAAUCUCAGCCUCUUCCUCUCUUCCACAGGGACAGCUUUCUCAGAACUCUACAAACACGAGAUUCUGAGAUCAUUUUUGCCAUGCUAGCACUGGCAUCUCGAUUCUCAUGCUCUCAUCCUAAUAGGACCGAGCCUACAAGUCUUGUGAAUGGUUAUGCCGAGGUUUCUCGAGGCUUGAUCAUGAAAAGAGUCUCGGAGGGCCCCGUGGAGCUUUCAACGCUCCAGUGUCUCUGCCUUUUGAGCUUGGUAGAUUUUACAAAUGGCAACACGCAUCGCUCCAGCAUCCACAGCAGUCUAGCAAUGAACCUUGCGCAAUGCGCCAAUCUUGGCCAAGAGCCACGCACUACGGUUAGCACCACAGUUCGCGAGGAACGAAGAUGCUGCUUCUGGAGCAUAUGUCUCCUCAAACGACUACACGGCGGGGAGUUCUCGAUAUUAGACAUGCCUGAAGUUGGAAGGCCGCCUUUUCCCCAAAGCCCAAAACGACCAGCACGGCUGCUUUCGCCGGGGCCUUCAACCGUCGAAAUGCGGCGAAGUGACAUGCAAGACGAAGGAAUCAUUGCCUACGUGGUAACACUGAGUGAAGCAUUUGCACGAACAGCACGAUACGUGCGACUUCACGGCCGGCCCAGCAAUGUCCCACCCUGGUCUCCCCAUUCUGAAUACUCGAAGAUCCUCGCCUUGCAGAUGGAUCUUGAGACUAGAAUGCCCUACACCCAUCGGUUCAAGCCUGCAAAUCUAGGCGACAGAACCCUAGAGGAACUACAGACACAUCGUGAAUACUGGGGUCCUUGGUUCUUGAACCAGUUCAUGUAUCACACCAGUUUGUGUCUUCUGAACCAUCCCCUCCUGCUCUCCUUGAGUCUUCGCAAUUUCCGGAAUACCAUUCCAGAAAUCUUUCUGCAGCAUACAUCGGACUUGAUUUCUUCGCAUACGACCUGGAUCAUUCAUUUCAUCAAUUACUUUGAAGAGAAAUCGUUUCUGGUUUCGGAUCCGCUACUGGGCUAUAGUGCUGCUGUUGUGGCUACCAUCGAGCUGCAACUUAGCUUUACAGAUAACUCGACAAUCAGGGAACAGAAGCGUGAGAGAUUUACCAAAUGCGUCAAGUUUGUACAGCAGAUAGGCGAAAGAUGGCCACAUAUGGCCCGGUUGGCUCACAGACUCCAACGCCUAGAAGAUGCAGUCUCAGCAACCUACCAAUCAGACCCAGACGCACAAAACCAAAGCCUCCUGAUCGACUUGUCCCGCUUCUGGGAAAUCCUAGAAUACUCCUCAAACAGCGACGCAGACUCUGCCCGACGUCUAUUCGGGGGAUCUCUCUACGCAGGAUCCUCUUCUGCCGGUGCAGAAGUAUCCCAAACAUCCCCUUUACCAGCGCCGUUCCGACUGAAUCCCCAAGAUGAAGGCACCCCAAACCUUCGACAACAGCCCUUCACUGCCAAUGCCGCCUUUCCAACCGAGGAAUACCCAGCGAACUCUCUAGUCUCGCCGCAGCAUUUAACGCUGUCGAAUGAUGAGUUCUCGAUCCUCGCUACGAAUUUCUUCUCGCAGGGUCAGGAGUUUCUCCGUAGUGCGGAUAAUUGGGAUAGUAUUGGGAAUUUUUAG